Messenger RNA from Manihot esculenta (cassava), 1881 nucleotides. RefSeq names its product receptor-like protein 15. The record is from RefSeq and is a predicted model, not a curated record. The transcript is spliced from 10 exons. Bases 82 to 1521 code for a protein of 479 amino acids. NCBI's taxonomy places the organism in Eukaryota, Viridiplantae, Streptophyta, Magnoliopsida, Malpighiales, Euphorbiaceae. Gene Ontology annotation, molecular function: protein binding.
UUCUUCAUAGCUUUGUUCGUUUUCCUUCCUUCCCUUUCUCCUCCCAAUUUAUGUCUCUUUUAUCGGCCAUUGUUUUGCCCUAUGCUUCCUAUUCUCCUUCGAUUCCUGCGGUUCAGUUUUCCUUCCUUUGAUUUGAGAAUGCACAGGUGCCGAGUGGUGGAUUCAACACUUCGGGAACUCUUUUUCCCUUCCAAGUCGGGUGCCAUUUAUCAGUUGUUCUAUGCGAUGGAUGAUUGCGCUGAUCAGUUUGGAUUUGGAAUUCUUUUGAGGAUGCUGGCAGCCCAGUGCUUAUACUGUCAUCUAAUUCGGAAGUGGUGCUCUAUUGCUGUAAGAGGAUCGCUUACACUCAUCAAUGGCUUUGAGUUGAUUGGAUGCCUUCACUUCACUUCACAGGGGAAGGAGUGGUGGAUGGGAGCAUCGCAUUUCCAAAUGGAGUUGGCUAACAUAGCAAAGUGCUUAUUGUUGGGUGUUGUGAUUCUGUGGAUUCAAAUCCAUGGAAACAAAGGUUGCUUUGAAGAAGAGAGAUUGGCUCUCUUAGAUUUCAAGGCAUUUGUUGGAUCAAAUGGGUUCGACGCAGACCAUCUUCUUCCUUCAUGGAUUGAUGAUCCAACCAGCAAUUGUUGUCAAUGGGAGCGUGUCAUGUGCAACUCAACUACAGGUCACGUGACUGAACUCUCACUCAACAAUACACGACAAUAUGAUAUAGAUAGUAGAUCAUUUUAUUAUGAUGAGAAUAUUUGGUAUGUAAACUUGUCAAUGUUCCAGCAAUUGAAAGAGCUCAAAACUCUUAAUUUAUCCUAUAAUCAUUUCGAUUGUUCCAUUGAUGACCAAGGUUGUGAAAGAUUAUCAAAACUGAAGAAGGUUGAAGUUUUGGACCUUACUUGGAAUAGAUUCAAUAAUAUCAUCUUACCAUCAUUGGGUACUCUUACAUCACUUAAGACUUUGAUUCUUGGCUCCAAUAGAAUGGAAUGUUCUUUUCCUAUACAAGGCUUUCAAAGAUUAGAGGAGUUGGACCUUAGUAGGAAUAAUUUCAAUAAUAGUAUCUUAUCAUCAUUGGCUGCUCUUCCAUCACUCAACACUUUGAUUCUCCGUUUCAAUUACAUGGAAGGAUCAUUUCCUAAUCAAGGCUUUCAAAGAUUAGAGGAGUUGGACCUUACUAUGAAUAGUUUCAAUAAUAGCAUCUUAUCAUUAUUGGCUGCUCUUCCAUCACUCAACUCUUUGAUUCUCAGAGGCAAUCACAUGGAAGGUUCAUUUCCUAAUCAAGGUUUUGAAAGAUUGGAGAAGUUAGACAUUAGUUGGAAUAUAUUCAAUGGAAGUAUCUUAUUAUCAUUGGGAGCUCUUACAUCACUCAACACUUUGAUUUUUAGUUACAAUGACAUGGGAGGUUCAUUUCCUAUCCAAGAAUUAAAGAAUUUGAAGAGUUUAGAAUUCUUGGAUAUAAGUGGUAACGGUUUUAACAACACUCUAUCAUUUUUAGGUAAACUUCAAAUUCCUUUAUGUAAUUUGUCUUUGCAUUUAUAAAUUUGAUUAUUUUUAUAAAUUAUGUAUAAAUUUGAUUUAUUAAAAUUUAUUAUAUAAAUUAUGUAUAUCAUAACUUUCAUAUUAACUUAAAUAAAAUAUUAAGAUAAAUAAAAUAUAAAUCACAAUUUUAUUAAAUUGUUUUUAAAUAGAAUAAGUGUUUAGUUGUGAAAUAACUGAAAGGCCAUUAUAUACAUGUAAAAAGAAAAUAAUAAUGAUAUACCGUCAAAUCCACAGACUGUAUAUUAUUUUGAGUGUUAUUAGACCUUUACAAAUUUAGCUAAUCACUUAAUUUAAACUUUUAGUUAUUAGAAUACCAAAAAUUCCAAACUUUUUAACUUAUUUUUAUAGUUAGGAUUAAAG